Messenger RNA from Polypterus senegalus (gray bichir), 6923 nucleotides. It is a transcript of the gene tec, whose product is annotated as tec protein tyrosine kinase. Bases 598 to 2499 code for a protein of 633 amino acids. Gene Ontology annotation, biological process: T cell receptor signaling pathway; peptidyl-tyrosine autophosphorylation; B cell receptor signaling pathway. The transcript is spliced from 18 exons. Lineage: Eukaryota; Metazoa; Chordata; Cladistia; Polypteriformes; Polypteridae. Gene Ontology annotation, molecular function: protein binding; non-membrane spanning protein tyrosine kinase activity; ATP binding. The record is from RefSeq and is a predicted model, not a curated record.
GUGUGUGUACUGCCUGCCACUAAGUGGAAGCCACCCCAGAACGCGCGUGCGUUUCCACAUGAAAAGUCAGCUGACACACAAGGUUUGUUCGAGGUGGGUUUCAUCUCCCCGUGGAAAAGUCGAACUGGGGACGCGCAUCCAUUCCGACUCCCAGUUUCAAGUAGUGGGAUGCGCUGCCGGCUACCGCUUCUCUGUACGGUAGUGCCUUACCUGUUGUGACAAUAUUUCAGCAUCGGCUGUGUCAUUUCAGACGGACACUCGCUCACUCUCUUUUCACUUCCUUGUUCAAAAAGAAGUCGAGCGCAGCGAUAAUGUUGGAGGUUUCCUCAUUCAUGACUGUACCGUGACAGGCUACAAAGGGGAAAACAGUCGGCUGCCCUUGUGACUCCAGGCACUGUGCCUUUCUUACAUGUUAAUGUUUAACCGGCGUUUGAAGAGGACACCGAGUCGGCGGGCGCUGCGUUAUCGAGCACAGAGGAAAGGCAGUGGCAGGUGCGCGCAAUUUGCAGUCCUCCCAUGACUGCUGCACAUGUACUGGAGUAAACCACUUUAUUGUGGCAUUUCAAUGGCAGGAGAGGUUGUACAAAGGAGAUCAAAAUGAACUCGGAACCAAUUUUGGAGGAGAUUUUAAUAAAGCGGUCACAACAGAAGAAAAGGACAUCACCACUUAACUACAAAGAAAGAGUUUUUGUUCUGACAAAGUCAAAGUUAACAUACUAUGAAGGACGACCAGAGAAGAGAUUCAAAAAGGGAUCAGUUGACAUUCACAAGAUUAAAUGUGUUGAAAUUGUGAAGAAUGAUGGUAGUAUUAUCCCAUGCCAGAACAAGUAUCCAUUUCAGGUUGUAUAUGAUGCCAACACUCUGUACAUCUUUUCGGCAAGCAGUGAGAGCAGAAAUAUGUGGGUCAAAAGUCUUAAAGAAGAAAUAAAAAACAAUACAGUAAUAGCUGCCAAAUUCCACCCACAAUUUUGGAAUGAGGGUGUCUGGUUAUGCUGCAGGCAAGCAGAAAAACUUGCUCCCGGCUGUGAAGAGUAUAAUCUGUUUGGUGACAUUUCAAGAAAACCUCUACCUCCCACACCUACUUCCGAGAAUUCUGGAAAGUGUCGCAUGCUGCCACCUCCUCCUUCUCCAGAGAAACAUGAUGAAAAAGGAAAGGAAGAGAUUGUAAUAGCCAUGUAUGACUUUACUGGUGUGGAAAGCCAUGACUUAACUCUUAUCCAAGGGGAAGAGUAUAUUAUUAUUGAAAAAUGUGACAUAAAUUGGUAUAGAGCACAAGACAAAGAUGGAAAUGAAGGAUAUAUUCCAAGUAAUUACGUCACUGAAAAGAAGUCAAAUAAUCUUGAUCAAUAUCCCUGGUUUUGUAAGAAUGUAAACAGAAAUAAAGCAGAACAGCAACUCAAAAAUGAGGACAAGGAAGGUGGAUUUAUGGUGAGAGAAUCAAGCCAGCCAGGCACAUACACUGUAUCUCUUUUUACUAAAUCAUCCGGGGAAGGCGCUUCUCAAGUAAGACAUUACCAUAUAAAAGAAUCACAAACCUCACCUACACAGUUCUACUUGGCUGAAAGACAUCUUUUCUCUGAUAUUCCUACACUCAUUGAAUAUCAUAAACAUAAUGCAGCAGGUCUUGUGGCAAGAUUAAGAUAUCCUGUUGGUAAAAAAGGAACAUCUGCACCGACAACUGCUGGUUUUAGCUAUGACAAAUGGGAGAUAAAUCCCUCAGAGCUGACAUUUAUGAAGGAGCUGGGAAGUGGACAAUAUGGUGUUGUGCGUUUAGGAAAAUGGAGAGCACAGCAUAAAGUGGCAAUAAAAGCAAUCCGUGAAGGGGCAAUGUAUGAAGAGGACUUUAUUGAAGAAGCAAAAGUUAUGAAGCAGUUAUCUCAUCCUAAAUUAGUUCAGCUCUAUGGUGUGUGCACACAACAGAAACCUAUAUACAUUGUGACAGAAUUCAUGGAACAUGGCUGUCUUUUGAACUACAUCAGACAAAGACGGGGGCAUUUCACCUUAGGGAUGUUAAUCAGUAUGUGUCAAGAUAUUAGUGAAGGAAUGGAGUAUCUGGAAAGGAAUGGAUUUAUUCACAGAGACUUGGCUGCCAGGAACUGCUUAGUAAAUGAGUCACUUGUUGUCAAAGUAUCUGAUUUUGGAAUGACAAGAUAUGUUCUUGAUGAUCAAUACACUAGCUCUUCUGGUGCCAAGUUUCCUGUGAAGUGGUCUCCUCCAGAGGUUUUUAACUUUUGCAAAUACAGUAGCAAAUCAGAUGUUUGGGCCUUUGGUGUUUUAAUGUGGGAAGUGUUUACUGAAGGGAAAAUGCCAUUUGAAAGCAACCCAAAUCAUGAAGUAGUACAGCUUAUAAGUCAAGGUCAUCGAUUAUAUCGACCGAAACAAGCCCCUGCAAAUAUAUAUGAGAUUAUGAUGAAGUGCUGGCAGGAAAAACCUGAAGAACGGCCAGCAUUUUCUGAGAUAUGCCAUAUGAUAAGUGAAGUUGCUGAAGGCGAUUCCUAAUGAGAAGAUGAUCAAUACAUGCCUAAGACUAAAGGCUAUGUCACAUUACACAACAUUUCUAGAGAUUUUCAGCCACAGACUUCAUUUACAUAAUCUUAUAUAGUCUGAGGCAGUCGCAGUGCAUGUCUGUGACCGCCCAAGACUCCAGCUGUGUAGUUUGACAUACCCAGCACCUCAGCGAUUCACCCAGAUAAAAUCAAACUGGUUUGGUUUUGUUUUAAGUCAUAGCAAUGCACUUUAUAUAUGCGAGAGUUAACAACCAAUGUGCGCGCAGCAGAAGGUACAGUGCAUAUAAUGCAUCUGUGAGGAAUAUGGAAUGCAAGUAUUUUGGGCUUCUCAAACAGAAGAGAGACAAAUUUUUCUGUCACAUGUAUUAUUUACCACAACAUAACAGGAAAAAAAGAAAAAAACUCCAACGUUGUUGAAUUCUCUAUACCUGCAAAACAUUCGUAGAGCACCAGCGCUGUCAGGCAGCAUAUCCUUAAUUGACAGAAAAAAAGGGUCAGGGAUGCAAUACUUUGGAAAAAUGAAACUGUGUUGGAAAGUCAUCUUUCAGUAGUGUAAUUUGUCAUGCCCUGCAAAUCCUGGUUGUGUAAUCUGACAUCCUCAGCUGUUGUGAUCAGCGACUGCAUUCUUUAAGUUUAACAUCCCACCUGCCUAGAAGUCAAGUUAUAUGCCAGAUGCUUAACUUGUCAUUGAAUGUGAAAAGAGAAACAUUUGAGCGGAAUCAGUGAAUCUGUAAAACAAUAUGAAAGAAUUUUAUAACUUGGCAAACCAAUAGGUACUGAGUUUAUAUUAUAUCUCCAUACACUCUAAAUUAUAAACAGCAAGAAGAAUUAUGAAGAAUUCUGGUGUAAAAUGACAAGUUGUCUAGGUAGUUAAAGUAGAGGAUGUUGAAAAUUCAGAGAAAUCUUAAGGCAAAAUACCCAACAAACUAUUUUUCUUAAUAACAGAACCUUUUUAAAAAGUGACUCUAAUACAGUUUCAUUUUAACAAUAAUGAGCAUUUUGUGCUUGUUUGACUCACCACAUUAAUCUGUUUCUCUUUUCAAAAAUCCAUUAAGACGUACAGGGAAAAUUGAUUAGAAAGGCAGUAACUUAAAUGAGUACCCAUCUGACAGACACAGUUGUAGUUCAGUUGGUGUGCAGCUGAAAAGCCUACCCUGACAUUUCCAAAGCACAUUCUCAUUCUUCAAAAUGUACAAACUUAAAACUAGGAGUAUUCCUCUAUUACAGUAAAUAUGUUUAAACCUGUUAUACAGUCAUUUUCUGACCUAUGUAUUGAAAAUGAAUAAACGGCCAACAAUUUUUGACAACCUUCAAGAAAACAGAGACAGUUGGAAAAUGAAAAGUAAAAUACUUACCAAUACAUUUGAAAGCUGAAUAACAGUGCAUAUUAAAAAAAUCAGUGUCUUCUCAACCCAAAGUUAAUAACUAGAUAUUAGAAUAAUAUGAAGGACAUGUGCAAAGAAAUAAACAUGACGUUCACCACCUAAUGAGCACAUUUUUGACCAAGAGAGUGUAUGCAUUUAUCCCUUCCUUCUAAUUGAAAGGUAUAAUUAUAUAAUUGAUUUCUUGAUUUUUGCAUCUAAACAGCAUUCUGUAUAUUUUAAAUGACUUGGGGAACAUGUUCAUGUUACAAUUUUACUCUAGGUCAGCUUUCCCAGCUCUUAACUGGAAAUGAUCACUGAUUUAAGUAAAUGGAGCAAUAGUCUGGACUAUUAUUUACAGUAGGCUGCAGAUAGCAGCUACUAAGACACUUUUUUCGAUAACCAGACUAUUAAUUUAGUCGGAUCACUGGAGAAAUAUUUAGUGCACUACUGUUUAAAGGGACAGAAGCAACUUGUCUUAAAGAUCAAUUCUCCUGAAGUCAAGCAUUCAUUUCACUGCACUAACAGCAACUUCAGGGACAGGAAAUGGUGUGCUCUCCACUGACUCACCCACUGCAUUGUGGUCUCCCAUCUAAACAUGAGACAGUCUCAGCUCCCUAGUUAGAGGGUACAGCAAGUGUACUUUCAUAAAAUAGUAAAACUGGAAGAACAGUUCCUGCUGAGUUUUCAAAAUGUGUAUAAUUUACAGUUAUCUUGAAAUAACACCUACUUAAGUUUACUUUACACUGUAGAUAAUAUUAAGUGUUUUUAUUUAGGAUAUUGUUAAAUACAUCACAAAUAAACAGAUUAACAACCACAGUAUUUACAAACAAUGUCAUUUGUUCCUUAAUGAAAACAGUUCAAGUAGUGUUUUUCUAUGGGCAGAAGUGCAACUGCCUGUACUUUUCUGGCUGCUUUAAGUUUCUACUUUAAGUUUUUUUUGGUUUGGUAUUUGAUAUAUGACUGCAGACCAUAGUGACUGGAUUUGGAGCAGUAAGAAAUUGGAUUUUUUGUUACUGAGUGGAUUUUGGUUGUUCUCCAGUUUGGGUGUUUUCCCUGGUUUGUCCAGUGUGCCUCUAAUGCCCCAAAGACAUGCAUUUUGCAAUGUGGCUUCUCCAUUUUUUUGUUUGAAUUUCAGUUCUCAAAUAAUGCACAUUUGUUAAACAUUGUAGCUGAACACAAUGUCAGCAUGCUAAGCAAUGCUGUACUUUGUGAUAUGUUACAGAAGCACCUCUUCUUCGCUCUAUUGCUCUGCUGUUUAUACGAAAAACACCAUCCACGUCAGAGGCUGACAUUGUCCUGUCCUCAGGAAACAUACUAUCUGCUAUCAAUGGAAAGCAUUUUAAACUCUCUUCUUACUUUGUGUGACUUGCUUUCAUAAGGUUUUCAUGUUAAGAAAGGUUUUUGGGGACCUGAAUUCAUAUCUGACAAUUUUGAAUUUCAGUUUUUAGUUUUGUAAAAAUAUUUUGUGUCUUUCUCCGAUACUAUUGUGUUUUCUAUAGGUGCUGCAAUUUUGUGAUGUGGUUGACACAAUAUUGCCAUGGAACUAUGGGUAGAAGUGUGUGGUAUGUGACGUCAAUGUCACAGCCGUAUGAUGGUCGACACCACGAAAGUCCUGGUCAUCCAAGAUUAUGAUUAAUUCAUAGAUUUUGCACUUUUGUUUCUACUCAAAUUCCUGGGUAAAGACUCUUUUGCUUCAUUUUCCCAGCUUGGAUUCUGGUUUAGUGUUUUUCCUACAUUAUUUCGAUUUUCUAGUUAAGACCUUUGGCUCUUUAUUUUGACUGCAUUUGUGCAGAAUGCUGUCAAGAAUCUGUGAUAAAAAUGUACUAAUUACAGCUUCUUUUUGUUGUCCUAAAUUCACCUCAUAAACACAAGAAACAUUUUUUCUGAGGUCACAAACUUCUCCUUUUCAAACUGGAUGAAUUCAGAAAGUUUUAAUGCUUUUUUCCUGAUGAGCCCCCCUUAGAUUGACCUUUUAAGCCUCACAAGAAGAACUGUAUUGUUUUUUAUUUCAUGAAUAAUACUUCAUUUAACAAUACAAGCCACCAUGAUUGUUGCAAAUAACUUCAACCUCAAAAAUGCCACUCUAAACCUUUAAAGCCAAGGAAAAUAAGUUACAAUGUCAUGGCAAUCCCAUCAUAAACAGAGACCUACAUCUCCAUACAUUUUAUUGUGCAAGCUAUGAUUCUGUACAAACAGUAGUUUUGCUGUAUGUAAAAAAUAGUAAUGCGGACAACUGAAAGCAAGCUGAGGGCUGCCUGUUUAUAAUAAUGUAGGUUUUACCACACCAGCUAAGCAGGCUGUCAAAGUAAAUCGUAAGCACCAAAAUAAAUUGCCAUUUCUGUCCUAUGGCCAUCAGUUUCAAAAAUGCUGUUGUGUUUUUAUGUAUCAUAAUUGUGAAAAAGUGUGAGUUUUUCUUUUAUACAUUUUUCUCCAUUCAGGGAACGCAGUUAACUCAGGAUUAUUUCCACGGUGUAAUGCUGGGACACCAGUAAGGUGUAUACAGUAUGAUAGUAAAAUGUCCCAUGAGCCUAACAUGAUCUGAUCUUUGAGCAGAAACAAACCCUUAUGACUCAGCAAAAAGUUCAGAUAAAGGCAGGAAGUGACCACUAAACAGGCAUCUUGUGAACAAUUCCUACAUUCUACUAAGUAAGAAGUACUGUUGUUAUUAUCAGCUGUAUCAUAUUUUCAUCAUGUUUCAAAUUGUGUUAUGUUAAUUAAGUAGAUUUUUAAAUAUUUAUUUAAAUGGUUCAUUGAACCUUAAACAUAUAUCUAUGUCAACCUAUUCACUGUGUCACAUUGUAUUUUAACAUUAGUAAAACUACUUAUUUAAACACUAGGCAUUUGCACAUAAUACUGUAGCAUUUACUGCAUAUGUGGUACGAUCAAAAGGUUUGGUGAAUGUUGCAGCAAAAUACAAAAUACAAUAUAUUAAAAAGUAUGCCAUUACAAUUUUGCUGUCCUUUAAAGUACAUCCUUUUUGCUCAUUGUAUUGCAGCAUGAUUUAUUUUUUUAAUAAAGAAGCAAAUCCUUGACUCUUCUAUACUUUCAUCCA